Messenger RNA from Brachypodium distachyon (stiff brome), 719 nucleotides. RefSeq names its product putative ripening-related protein 6. The record is from RefSeq and is a predicted model, not a curated record. Bases 65 to 508 code for a protein of 147 amino acids. The transcript has a single exon. Lineage: Eukaryota; Viridiplantae; Streptophyta; Magnoliopsida; Poales; Poaceae.
UGCAACACUAGCUGGCUAUAGUAAAUCAAACUAAAGCAGCAAGCAGGAGCGAUUUAAUUAAGCAAUGGCGAACGGUAAGCUUGCAGCCCUGGCCGUGCUCGUGAUCCUGCUGCACGCGUCCGCGCACUGCGCGGCAGUCGUCCGGGCCUCACGGAAGGUGGACGGCGGCGGCGACGGCGGCACGCCGGCGGUGAUGACGGAGAACGGGUUCGAGCGGGGCGGGAGUGGGGGCGGGCCGGCGGAGUGCGACGGGAAGUUCCACAGCGACAAGGACCUGCUGGUGGCCCUGUCCACGGUGUGGUACGCGGGCGGACGCCGGUGCUUCCACAAGAUCCGCAUCACGAGCGCGCAGACUGGGCGCAGCGUGGAGGCCACGGUCAUUGACGAGUGCGACUCCCGGGGUGGCCGGUGCAAGAACAACAUCGUGGACACGUCGCCGGCCGUCUGGCAGGCGCUCGGGCUCGACAUCAACAUCGGCGAGGUGCCUGUCACAUGGUCCGACGUCUGAGCAUCUGAGGUCGAAUUGACCGCGCGCGGCCGGCGAUUGGUCGUUUGAAUAAUACAUUGGCCUCGUGCGAGCAGGCCGGGAGGGGUUCGUAGAUCUGUUCUGUUGCUACGUCUUAGCUCUUGCUCCCGGUUGCUUGAGGAGAAACCUCAAAGAUCACGGGAGAACUGUGUAAUAAUAACAUUUCCUACAUUAAUAAAUGUGAUUUACUGCC